CCACGGACGACUGUGGAGGCCAAGUCAUUAGGCAUAUAUAAAGCAGCAUGUAUAUAGGUUCUUGAUUAGUAAGGGUGUCAAAGGAUACGGGGAGAAGGCAGGAGAAUAGGGUUGAGGGAAAAAUAAAUCAGCAGAUGACAGGCUGAAUAGCCUAAUUGUGCUCCUAUGUGUUAGGGUGGGCACAGAGUCCAAAGGCCUGUUUCUUUGUUAUCUGACUGCGACAAGUUUUUAUCGAAGGGGAGGGACUGGAACGAAUGUUCUGGGACAAGUGAGCAAGGUCGGAGCGGGGCGGUGUCGGACUCGGAGGACCGAGCGCGGGGGCGACGUCGGUCGAUCACGGGCCGUAAUUCGCCGUCGGAGGCCGCUAGGCCGCACAGUUUCGGACUCGGCCGAUCCGAGCCUUGCCUUGUUUAAGUGGAGGAGGGAGCAGUCUUGUCCGAAGCCAUGCCAACUGUGGUGCUGUUGGAUGUUUCUCUCUCCAUGACUCGCCCUGUCUCCCUGGAGGGCACUGAGGAAUACCAGCGCAAACACUUGGCUGCUCAUGGGCUCAGCAUGCUUUUUGAACAUAUGGCGACCAGUUACAAACUGGAGUUCACUUGUCUUGUGGCUUUUUCCUCUCUCUGGGAACUGAUGGUUCCCUUUACCAGGGAUUACAACACUCUUCAGGAGGCUCUGAGUACCGUGGAUGACUAUGAUAAGACCUGCCUCGAGUCUGCUCUUGUGGGGGUCAGCAACAUUGUGCAGGAUGAGUGGGGUGUCUGCAUUCCCUGUCAGGUGAUCCUUGUAACAGAUGGGAGUCUGGGAAUAGGUCGAGGAUCCCUCCGUCACUCGCUCUCAAUCCUCACUCAGCGUUCCGAAGACAGCAAGUUCCCGCUUCCCUUCCCAUUUCCAUCAAAGCUGUAUAUUAUGUGCAUUGCUAACUUGGAAGAGCUUCAGACCACCGAUACACUGGACGUUCUUGAACGUCUAAUAGAUUUAAACAACGGUGAGGGGCAGAUCUUCACUAUUGAUGGUCCUCUUUGCCUGAAAAAUGUGCAGUCUAUGUUUGGCAAACUGAUUGACCAAGCCUACUCUCCAUUCCAUGCUGUGCUGAAAUGUGGGCAUCUAGUUUCUGAUAUGCAGAUGUUUCCAAGACCAGAACCUGUCAUCAUUGAUGAAGAACUGGAGCCUAUGCCAAAAACUAUCAAUACAGAGUUGGAUAUUGUGGGAUUUAUAAAGAUUGCUGAUAUCGCCAGCCCCCCUGUCCUCUCUCGACAUUUGGUCUUACCUAUAGCUCUGAAUAAAGAAGGUGAUGACUUGGGGACUGGUUUACCUGAAGAAACUGAAGAUGAGAAUUCUGCUUCUCAAAUUGCUGGAAAGAUGCCUUCAUUUUGUGUCUUGCUCCAUGGCAGUCUGAAAGUAGAAGGGAUGGUGGCUAUUGUGCUGCUUGGGCCAGACUGGUAUGGGAUGCUGUACUCACAGGCUGACAGCAAAAAGAAAUCCAAUCUGAUGAUGUCCUUGUUCGAGCCUGGUCCAGAGCCACUUCCUUGGCUUGGUAAGAUGACACAGCUGGGACCCAUUUUAGAUGCUGAAGAAAACCCUUAUGGUGAAGAUGACAGCAAGAGCCCAUUUCCCCUUCAGCCACGGACAAAGCGCAGUUAUGCACAGAAUGUUACAGUGUGGAUUAAGCCUAGCGGACUGCAGACUGAUGUUCAGAAGAUUUUAAGAAAUGCCCGAAAACUUCCAGAAAAGACACAGACAUUCUACAAGGAACUGAAUCGGUUGAGAAAGGCAGCCCUUGCAUUUGGAUUUUUGGACCUGCUGAAAGGCGUGGCAGAUAUGCUGGACCGUGAGUGCACACUGCUCCCAGACACAGCCCAUCCUGAUGCUGCAUUUCAGCUCUCUCAUGCUGCCCAGCAGCUUAAGUUAGCCAGCACUGGGAACUCUGAAUAUGCAGCUUAUGAACACAAUAUCACUCCACUGCAGACAGACUUUUCCAGCAGCAGCACUGACAGAAUUUGACUGAAGUUGGAGUAUUUUUGGUUCACUUUUGAGGACCUUUUUUGAUAUUCUGGUGCUGUGCACGAGGAUAUAGCGACGGGCAUGGGUCUGCAAGAAAAAAAAUGCUGCGGAAUUUCUCUGGGACGUUAGUAAAUCAUGAAGUCUACAAUCCAUAUUUUUAAAUAAACUUCAGCUUUUGUUACUGUUGAAGCUGAUUAAAAUCUCCAUAA
This is a messenger RNA of Pristis pectinata (smalltooth sawfish), 2210 nucleotides long. RefSeq names its product integrator complex subunit 14 (gene ints14). Gene Ontology annotation, cellular component: integrator complex. Lineage: Eukaryota; Metazoa; Chordata; Chondrichthyes; Rhinopristiformes; Pristidae. The transcript is spliced from 13 exons. Gene Ontology annotation, biological process: snRNA 3'-end processing. Bases 445 to 2001 code for a protein of 518 amino acids. The record is from RefSeq and is a predicted model, not a curated record.